UCCACCAGGCAUGGCACUGGGCUCUACCUCAUGAUGGCAGCCGGGCAACACAACACCCUCAACUUCCAGCUCUGUGUGAAAGCAGAUGGAGAUGCCAUUCUUAAAGGUCUACAGUCUGUUUUUGAAGAGCAGGCAAUGAUAGAAACAAUUCACACUUGGGGAGAUCAUGGAUAUUUAGCAACCUACAUUAAUCAAAAUGGCAGUUUUGCCAGUCUGAAAAUUUCCCCACAUGGAUUGGUGUUGAUGGAUGUACAGAGUUACAACAAUGAUUUGAAAGGAAAAGAAGAAAGUGACCAUCUACUAAACAAACUAGAAGAAAGAAUGAAAGAACUAUGUCAAGGCAAUAUUGGAAGGUUAAAACGAUUGCCAGCUCUUGUACGAGGAGGCAAGAUUGAUAAGUAUUGGCCUACAGCUGAUGGACGCCUAGUGGAAUAUGACAUAGAUGAAGUUGUAUAUGAUGAAGAUUCACCUUAUCAGAACAUUAAAAUUCUGCAUCCAAAGCAGUUUGGAAAUAUCCUUAUCCUCAGUGGGGAUGUCAAUUUGGCAGAGAGUGACUGGGCAUAUACACAAGCCAUAAUGGGCAGUGGGAAGGAAGAUUACACUGACAAAGAAGUGCUGAUUCUGGGCAGUGGGGACGGGGGUAUAUUAUAUGAAAUAGUCAAAUUGAAACCAAAGAUGGUCACUAUGGUAGAGAUUGACCAAAUGGUGAUUGACAGGUAUAAGAAAUACAUGUGUAAAACAUGCGGAGAUGUCUUAGACAAUCUUAAAGGAGAGUGCUAUCAACUGGUUCUAAUAGAAGACUGUAUUCCAGUAUUGAAGAGGUACGCCAAAGAAGGGAGAAUGUUUGAUUAUGUGAUUGAUGAUCUGACAGCUGUUCCGAUCUCCACAUCUCCAGAAGAAGAUUCUACGUGGGAAUUUCUCAGACUGAUCCUUGACCUUUCAAUGAAAGUAUUGAAACGAAAAUACUUUACACAGGGGAACUGUAUCAAUUUGACUGAAGCCUUGACUCUCGAUGAAGAACAACUUAGCCGGCUUUAUUGUCCUGUGGAAUUCUCAAAGGAAAUUGUAUGUGUUCCCUCAUACAUGGAAUUGUGGAUAUUUUACACUGUUUGGAAGAAAACUGAAUUUUGA
This is a messenger RNA of Gracilinanus agilis (Agile Gracile Mouse Opossum), 1131 nucleotides long. RefSeq names its product spermine synthase-like. Gene Ontology annotation, biological process: spermine biosynthetic process. NCBI's taxonomy places the organism in Eukaryota, Metazoa, Chordata, Mammalia, Didelphimorphia, Didelphidae. The record is from RefSeq and is a predicted model, not a curated record. Gene Ontology annotation, molecular function: spermine synthase activity.